UGAGGAAGGACUUCGCGUUUGUUUGUGUCUGCUGCUGUAUGAUGAUCGACUGAGACUUCUUCUUCUUCUGCUGCUGCUGCUGCAACACCAACCGUGAUGACGACGACGACACCGCCCGAGCGCGUUGAGAGCGAUGUGGCGUACUUGGUGCCCAACUCCAGCGCAGAUGUGCUGCUCUACUUCCACCCCACCAUGAAGGAGGUGGCGCAACGCUUGGGCGAUAACGUGCUAGAGCUCCAAUCGCAGCAAGGCAACGUCGGACGCCUUCGUAAACAGCUGGAUGUCCGUGAUGACAUUCGCUGGGAAACGUUCAAGGACGGCUUCCCAAACCUCUUCAUCGAGAAUGCGGAGAUCAUCAAGUCGCGGGACGUCAUUUUCUUGGCCAACUUCUUCCCGUCGCAGCUCAUCUUCGAGCAGCUGGCUGUCCUCUACAUGCUGCCAAAGUACAUGGCAAAGUCGCUGACCAUUGUCUUGCCGUACUUUCCAACGGCAACAAUGGAGCGGGUGGAUGAUGAAGGCCAAAUCCCAACAGCGGUAACGCUGGCGCACAUGCUGUCUGCUGUGCCGCCAACCCGCGGUGGUCCGCCGCAAGUCGUGGUCUACGACAUCCACACGCUGCAGGAGCGCUUCUACUUUGCAGACUCUGUUCUGCCGCGACUGGAAACGGCCAUUCCGCUGUUGCAGCAGCGGCUCCGCGCGACGUUUGGCGCCGAGUUGGAGACCGACGUGGUCGUCAUCUUCCCGGAUGACGGUGCCUCAAAGCGCUUUGCAAAGCGGCUGCAGGACUUUCACUGCCUCACGUGCUCAAAGAAGCGGCAGGGGGACCAGCGGGUCGUGUGGUUGGCGGAGGACGAGAGUUUGGAGGGGAAACACGCCGUCAUCGUGGACGAUCUUGUGCAGACCGGUGGCACACUCAAAAGCUGUGCACGUUUCAUCCACUCCCGAAACCCGGCCAGCGUCUCCGCAUAUGUGACCCACGCCGUGUUUCCACAAGCAAGCUGGAAAGGCAUCGUGGAGUGUGGCAUCUUCAAGCACUUUUGGUACACGGACACAUGUCCUGAAACAGCAAAGCAGCUGGCUGGCGUUGCUCCGUUUGAGCUCAUUUCCUUCACGCCGCACCUUGCUGGUCUCCUCUAUGACUUUGACCUCGCCGUCAGCUAAACCAACUGUGUGCUGUGCGUGUGUGUGUGUGCGUGUGUGUGUGUGUGUGUGUGU
Salpingoeca rosetta is the source of this 1215-nucleotide messenger RNA. Its product is annotated as ribose-phosphate pyrophosphokinase 4. NCBI's taxonomy places the organism in Eukaryota, Choanoflagellata, Craspedida, Salpingoecidae. The record is from RefSeq and is a predicted model, not a curated record. The coding region runs from base 97 to 1161 and encodes 354 amino acids. The transcript is spliced from 10 exons. Gene Ontology annotation, cellular component: ribose phosphate diphosphokinase complex; cytoplasm. Gene Ontology annotation, biological process: purine nucleotide biosynthetic process; 5-phosphoribose 1-diphosphate biosynthetic process. Gene Ontology annotation, molecular function: magnesium ion binding; ribose phosphate diphosphokinase activity.